AUGAGCACGCCCACCCACCCGCCCGACAACGACCGCCACCACCCCUCGACAGAGUCGACACCGUCAGCGACUCCUCCUCAGCAGGCACUCGCUGUGACGGACACGGCGACGGGCAUGGGCUGUGGUACGCCGCAGUCUCCGGUCAUGCAGGCCAGAGUGGGGCAGCAGGCCACGCAGCAGCAGCAGCACCACGCGCAGUUCCACCAGGCGCACGCGGGCGACAACAGCCCCCGGUUCGACGACGAGGCGGCGGCGAGUGCGGCGGUGGGUGCCAGUGCUGCAGCGGGUGGACAGCAGCAGUACACGGGCUACAACCAACCGCCUCCGACCGCCUACUCGCACCCAGCGUACCAGUCCCAUCCGUACUACGGCAGAUCAGCUCAACAGCAGUACUCGUACCCGUCGACGAGCCGCCCUUCGACGUCGGGCAGCGGCGGCGGGCCAGAUUACGCUGCCGGUUACGCUUCUUCUUCAUAUGCGGGUCACGCCCCGAUGAGCGCGCUGCAGCACCCAGCGUACGGUGGGUCGAGGCCAUCGACGAGCGGCAGUGGCGGCGCAGGCGGAGGCUACGGCGCACAGAACGUCCUCCCGCCCAUCUCGCUCAACCCGUCGUCUUCCUCGGGUCCUGCGAACCGCUUUGCUGUGUCGACUUCGUCACUCCCGUCGCUUUCGGCGUACGGAGAACCUCAGAAUUCUUCGCAGCCUCAUUUUGCGCCUCCCCCUCCGCCAGCUCAGCCUCAGUACGCCUCUGCAUCCUCCAGCACUUCCUACGCCCACCACGCUCCUUCGAACCCGUACCAUCUCCCCUCCAUCACGUCCUCAACCUCCUCCUCUUACCAUACCUCGACAACCUACUCCCACCCGGCCUACGCCCAAACCCACACCCGCAACUCCUCCUCCUUCUCGCACGCCCCGCCCCCACCAAGUCUGAGCCUCAACACCUCUCUCCCACCUUCGUACGGUCUCGCCUCAGCCCCGCCCGCGACGCAGGGAAGUGGCUCACCCUGGGCUGGCCCGCCCCCGCCCACUUCGUUGCAACUCGGUGGACUCGCCAAGCGCCGACGGAGCACGACGGACGGGCUCAGCCUGAGUAUGAGUCAGUCCGGACGGAGGUCGAUCGGUGCGGGGGAAGGAAGGAGGUCUCGGAUGCCAAGUGUCGAGGAGGCGUUCGCUUCGGGUCAUGGAGCGGAUGGGCGGAGGGGGGCGGUUCCUCUGCGAUUGGACAUUGCGGAUGGCGCGAGUGGAGCAGGAGCGGGAGGAGGAGGGUUGGUCGGACCCGCGUCGGCGAGCGAUUCGCCGACGCUCGGAUCGGCGACGACACUUUCGACGACCGCCACUUCCGCUACUUCUUCCUCUUCUUCCAGCCAUCCGCUGGGCUUCCAUCCGCCUCCGCCUCCUCCCCAGCAAUCAGCGUUCUCUCAGCACCCGUAUGGCGGCGCGAUUAAGGAACCCUACGACUCGUCGUCGCCGACUAAGCAGCCCAUCUCGGCUGGCCAAGUCCGUCCAGCGUCGGACGACGACGCCCCCGCUACGCGUAGCUCCAGUCGGCGCACGAGCGCGGCUAGCGCAGGGAAGAGGCGCAAGAGUGCUGGUGACGACGAGGAGGAUUAUGCGGAGGACGAGGAGGAGGAGGGAGCGGUUGGACCGACGAGAAGGGGAAGGAGGGGGAAGGACAAGGCGAAUGUGCCGCAGGCUUUCGGGGGAGAUUUGCCGUCGAAGAGAUUUAUCUGCCCUCACCCGUCUUGCGGGCGUGCAUUCGCGCGCAACUUCAACCUCCAGAGCCACAUCAAGAGCCAUCAGGGCAUCCGAGAAUUCAAAUGCCCGGAAUGCUCAAAGCUCUUUUCGCGCAAACACGACUGCGUCCGUCACACAAUUGCCAUCCACCACUACGACAAGGACGGCGUCGGACCAGACGGGAAGCAGCCCGUCUAUGUCGCGCAGGAGGUCAUGCCUGUUACGGUUAUGGUCGAGCAGGCGAAGGAAAGGCAGAGGGAGAUCGUCAGUGGUCCUGCGCCGUCUGUGGCGUAUCAAGCGAUGCAGCAGCCCCACCCGCAACCUCAGGCGAUCGAGCAGGACCAGCAGCCGUUGCUGAGCGGCCGCCCGCUCGGGCUCAAACUCAACCCGAUCGUCUUGCAACACCCGCCGCCACCCUCGCACCUCGACGCCUCCGUCUCCUCCGGCUCGCAUGCCAUCCCUCACCCGCUUCAGAUGCCUCCACCGUUCUCGCACCAGCACCGUCCGUUUUCCCCCGGCGCACCACCGCCCGCUUUUCCAGCCUACGCCGCGCCUCCCUACCCCUCGCACCCUUCCGCAAACCCCUCAGCUCCUCCGCUCGACCAGUCAGCCGCCGAGUAA
Molecule: messenger RNA, 2355 nt
Organism: Rhodotorula toruloides NP11
Lineage: Eukaryota; Fungi; Basidiomycota; Microbotryomycetes; Sporidiobolales; Sporidiobolaceae
Product: zinc finger, C2H3-type domain containing protein
Exons: 4
Coding region: 1-2355 (784 amino acids)
Biological process (GO): regulation of transcription by RNA polymerase II
Cellular component (GO): nucleus
Source: RefSeq, a predicted model, not a curated record